AGAAAAAUCUUCAAAAAGAAUUUUCAAUCCGUGGAGAACGACGGUGCAACACACGGCAAGUGAUGUCGCAUCGUGAAGGAGGAGGCGAUGCAACGCAGUCUUGUCACGUCACAGAGAUGUCGCACUACGAGGUUCUAAACGUAGCGCAGAACGCGUCUUUUGACGAAAUUCGCCGAGCUUACCAAGCGUUAGCCCUCCGCUUCCACCCAGACAAACGGUUAUCGCACCCAGCUCCAGAGGAACCGAACUCCAACGACAGCUUCAUCCGGAUCGACGAAGCGUGGAAAGUCCUGCGGGAUGACCAGGCCCGACGAGUGUACGAUGCCGAGCUGAUGCAGAGCACGUGCCGCGAGGAAUACUUUGUUAACGAGACGCUCACUAGGGCCGAGUUUCGGCAUGAGGAAGAGGAAGACUACUACUAUCACACGUGUCGCUGCGGAGGGUUGUACGUGCUGCCGGACGGACUUGGGCCGGACGAGAGUUGCUACAUCGGGUGUGACGAGUGUUCGUUGGUUGUGCAGGUAAAUGCUAAAUAGAAGUGUUUGUUUGAU
Messenger RNA from Culex quinquefasciatus (southern house mosquito), 551 nucleotides. Its product is annotated as dnaJ homolog subfamily C member 24. Gene Ontology annotation, biological process: positive regulation of ATP-dependent activity. The record is from RefSeq and is a predicted model, not a curated record. Gene Ontology annotation, molecular function: ferrous iron binding; ATPase activator activity. The coding region runs from base 63 to 536 and encodes 157 amino acids. The transcript has 2 exons. Lineage: Eukaryota; Metazoa; Arthropoda; Insecta; Diptera; Culicidae.